Messenger RNA from Vombatus ursinus (common wombat), 957 nucleotides. Its product is annotated as putative olfactory receptor 52P1. The transcript has a single exon. Gene Ontology annotation, biological process: G protein-coupled receptor signaling pathway. Gene Ontology annotation, molecular function: G protein-coupled receptor activity; olfactory receptor activity. Lineage: Eukaryota; Metazoa; Chordata; Mammalia; Diprotodontia; Vombatidae. The coding region runs from base 1 to 957 and encodes 318 amino acids. Gene Ontology annotation, cellular component: membrane. The record is from RefSeq and is a predicted model, not a curated record.
AUGCUGGGCAAUUCCACUAUCCCCAGCUUCUCAUCCUUUUUCUUGGUUGGUAUUCCUGGUCUAGAAGUCUUCCACUGUUGGUUGAGCAUUCCUGUUUGUUUUCUAUAUGCCUUGACCCUGAUAGGGAAUGGCUUCAUUAUCCUUGUGAUAAAAGAAGAAUCCAGCCUUCAUCAGCCCAUGUUCUUUUUCCUUUGCAUGCUGGCCUUUGAUGAUAUAGCCAUUGCCUCAACCACAGCCCCCAGGAUGCUUGACAUCUUUUGGCUGGAUGCUCAUGUCAUUGGAUUUGAUGUCUGCCUGGCGCAAAUGUACUUAGUCCACACCUUUUCCAUCAUUGAAUCAGCUCUUUUGGUAGCCAUGGCCUUUGACCGCUAUGUUGCCAUCUGCCAUCCACUUCAUUAUACUACCAUUCUGACCACUCCUUUGGUCAUCAAGCUAGGGGUGAUUAGUGUGGCCCGAGGUGCCAUUAUGGUUUUGCCCUGCCCAUUGCUCAUCAAGCAGCUGAGGUAUUGUACCCAGAAUGUUAUCCGGCAUGCCUACUGUGAACACAUGGCUGUGGUGAAGCUUGCCUGUAGCGACACCUAUAUAAAUCGUAGCUAUGGUAUCUUUGUGGCCCUCUCAGUCAUACUUCUGGACAUUGGACUUAUUUCUUUGUCCUAUGUCAAGAUACUUCAGGCUGUCUUCCGACUUUCCUCCAAGGAUGCCCGCUCUAAGGCACUAGGCACUUGCGCUGCUCAUAUCUGUACUAUCCUCAUCAUCUAUAUACCUUCAUUGUUUAGUUUCCUCACCCAUCGCAUUGGUAAGAGGGUUCCCCCAUCCGUUCACAUCAUCUUUGCCACCAUAUAUCUCCUGGUGCCACCUGCAGUCAAUCCACUGGUCUAUGGUGUAAAGACCAAGCAGAUUCGUGAACUAGUGGUCAUCCUCUUCUUCAGGAGAAAGGAUAAAGUCUCCAAGCACUAG